GUAAUGUGUCUUGUCCCUUACAACUUCCCGUACCCCACCUUUCUCUUGACACGUAGCAACCACUGUCAAGUUGGCAGGGCUCUAGAGUUGUCCGCUGGCACACAGAGCAAGAAAUGUCGGGGUUUGAUAACUUCAACACAGACUUUUACCAGUCCAGCUACAGUGUAGAGGACCAAAACCAGGGUGGCUAUGGCUACAGCAACUCAGAAAACCCUUACAACAAGCCAUACGGUCAGUACGAUUACUCCCAGCCCAUGGGCUAUUCUACCCCAGGAAUGAUGCAGCCUCAGCAGCCGUACACAGGACAAAUCUUCCAGCCUACACAGACUUACAACCCAUCCACAUCACAGUCCAUGUACAGUAACAGCUUCGAUGAUGAGCCGCCACUGCUAGAAGAAUUGGGCAUCAAUUUUGACCACAUCUGGCAGAAGACUCUGACAGUGCUCCAUCCCAUGAAAGCAGCAGAUGGCAGCAUCAUGAACGAGACAGACCUGGCUGGUCCGAUGGUCUUUUGUUUGGCCUUUGGGGCGACACUCCUCUUGUCAGGUAAAAUCCAGUUUGGUUACGUGUACGGCAUCAGUGCGAUCGGCUGCCUCGCAAUGUACUGUCUGCUCAACCUCAUGAGCAUGACGGGCGUGUCCUUCGGCUGCGUGGCUAGCGUGCUGGGAUACUGCCUCCUCCCCAUGAUCCUCCUCUCCAGCUUUGGAGUCCUCCUCUCAUUACAGGGUAUGAUGGGGAUUAUACUAACGGCAACAAUCAUUGGCUGGUGCAGUUUCUCAGCCUCGAAGAUCUUCAUCUCAGCUUUGGCCAUGGACGGGCAGCAGUUACUGGUUGCUUACCCCUGUGCUCUGCUAUAUGGAGUGUUUGCACUCAUUUCUGUCUUCUGAAAAGAAAAAUCAUCAUUGCACAACAGUUCAAAAUAGCAGCUCCCAAAUUUCUGUCAUUUCAGUCUAAUUAGCACCGUGUAAUUAGUGUAAUUACUGACUAAUUACACAGUUGCUACAGAAAAAUGGGUGCUGCUGCCAUCGAAAACACUUUUUUUUCUUCUUCUUAAUAAGCCGCCGCCUCCCACCACAUUCCAACUUGAUCUUGUGAAGGCUGGAGUGCAUCGUGACUCUCCUCUGAAGCUCGCUCCCUUCAUGCAUCUUAAAGUAGAGGACUGUGGAACACAUUUGAUGGAAGAUAACACUCGUGGACCAUGGUCAGCAUUAUGUGAGCUUAGUUCAGUCCAAGGAUUCUUUUAUGAAAGGACACGGAAGAGCAAAAAGCGAGCAAUAUUUUCACACAGUGGAGACUGUUUGAUUUUGACACAGAUGUGGAGAAAGGUUCCUAAUUGUGUUUUUAUGAAGGACAAAGUUAAUAAAAUGCCAUAAAUCAUGAUUUUAUUUUCCUACGCCUUUUCUGGCGAACACCCACAGAUUCUACAAGAGCAAGACGUCAGUCUACACAACAGCAGCUUCUGCUCCUUUAUCCUUAAAAAUAUUAAAUAAAAGUUGCUGUUCUCCUUAAUAUUCUUCUUUUUUUUUUUUUAUCCAGGGCUGAGGAGCUGUGAAGUCCACUAGUCGUAUCAUCUGACAAACAUCAGCUCUGCUAUUCCUCAUGUAUUUAAUCUUUUGAGGAUUCUUUGCUUUUCCACAAGAGACAACCAGAAACAUUCAUUGUCGACCUCCAAACAGAUUUGAUUAAAUAACUAAUUUGUCAGAAACUCAGUACAUCUGUCUAGACUCGGACCUUCCCAUAUUAUUUUUUUUUGUCGUUCUCUCACAUCAUACCUGAUUUUAGAAGCUGUUUGCCCCGUACGCUUUAAUGUCAUCUGUCGUUCAUGUCUUCAUGCACA
Messenger RNA from Nematolebias whitei (Rio pearlfish), 1837 nucleotides. It is a transcript of the gene yipf5, whose product is annotated as Yip1 domain family, member 5. The transcript has 6 exons. Gene Ontology annotation, cellular component: trans-Golgi network; membrane. NCBI's taxonomy places the organism in Eukaryota, Metazoa, Chordata, Actinopteri, Cyprinodontiformes, Rivulidae. The record is from RefSeq and is a predicted model, not a curated record. Bases 114 to 887 code for a protein of 257 amino acids. Gene Ontology annotation, biological process: endoplasmic reticulum to Golgi vesicle-mediated transport; regulation of ER to Golgi vesicle-mediated transport; vesicle fusion with Golgi apparatus.